Molecule: messenger RNA, 1203 nt
Organism: Striga hermonthica
Lineage: Eukaryota; Viridiplantae; Streptophyta; Magnoliopsida; Lamiales; Orobanchaceae
Source: the annotation of a GenBank genome assembly
AUGAACAAGCCGGGUAUACUGCUGGAGGUGGUCCAAAUUCUUACUGACCUUGACCUUAUAAUUACUAAAGCCUACAUCUCCUCAGAUGGAGGGUGGUUUAUGGAUGUAUUUCAUGUCACCGAUCAACAAGGACAGAAGGUAACCGACAGCAGGACAAUUGAUCACAUUGAAAAGGCCUUGGGACCCAAAGGAUCCACAGCCCAUGUCCUCAAGGCCCUGCCAGGAAAACGGGUCGGGGCAAAACCCUCUGGCGACCACCACCAUCACACGGCCAUCGAGCUCAUCGGACGGGACCGGCCGGGCCUCCUCUCGGAAAUCUCGGCCGUGCUUGCCGGCCUUCACAUCAACGUUGUGGCAGCCGAGGUUUGGACUCACAAUCACCGAAUAGCCUGUAUACUCUACGUUGGCGACGAGGACUCCAACCUAGCUGCGGCUGAGGAGCAGCUCCGAAACAUCUUGCGAGGCUCGGAUGAUGACGUCGCGCGAACGAGCCUCUCGGUGGGGUCCAUGCAUGUCGACAGGCGGCUCCACCAGCUUUUCUUUGCUGUUAGGGAUUACGAAGGGGAUGAUGAUGAUGUGGAGAUGGACGCGGAGCAAGAUUGCUUGGUUAAGCCGAAGGUGAGGAUCGAGAGAUGCGCGGAGAAGGAUUACUCGGUGGUGACCGUGAGGUGCAAGGAUCGAUCGAAGCUGAUGUUUGAUAUAGUUUGCACGCUCACGGACAUGCAGUAUGUUGUUUUCCAUGCAACUAUCUCGUCUGAUGGGCCCUACGCCUCACAGGAAUAUUACAUACGUCACAUGGAUGGUUGCACUUUGGAGACAGAAGCAGAGAAAGAGAAGGUCGUCAAGUGUCUUGAGGCAGCAAUUAGACGACGAGUGAGUGAGGGCCUAAGCCUGGAGCUUUGCGCAAAGGACCGUGUGGGACUUCUAUCAGAAGUCACGCGAAUUUUACGAGAAAACGGGCUUUCGGUUACGAGGGCAGACGUGUCGACCGUGGGAGAACAGGCCAUGGACGUGUUUUACGUGAGUGAUGCUUCUGGAAAGCCCGUGGACUCAAAAACCAUCGAGAGACUACGUAAGGAGAUCGGGCAGAGUAUGAGGCUCAAUGUGAAAAAGGCCCCGACCGAUGCGAAAACGCUCGAGACGAGUGGAUGGGCGAAAACGAGCUUCUUCUUCGGAAGCCUACUGGAGAAGUUUCGGGCUUGA